AUGCAAGAAUUCUCAUCAGGUAUAUACUAUGGUAGAAGUGUUAAUAAGGUUUAUAAUCAAGAAUUCAUUAUUGAUCGUCGAUUCAAAAUUGUUAAAGAAUUAGGACAUGGUGCCUAUGGUAUAGUUUGUUCAGCAAAAUAUGAUGAUGGUGAGUCACAUCAACAAACAGGGUCUUCACAUUCAACAUCUGAUGGAUCGUACGUCGCUAUAAAGAAAAUUACAAACAUAUUUUCCAAAAAGAUUCUUUGUAAAAGAGCACUUCGAGAAUUAAAAUUACUUCAAUUUUUCAGAGGUCACAAAAAUAUAACUUGUUUGUAUGAUUUAGAUAUAAUUCCAAAUCCAAUGACUGGAGAGUUUAAUGAAAUAUAUUUAUAUGAAGAAUUAAUGGAAUGUGAUAUGCAUCAAAUUAUUCGAUCUGGCCAACCUUUAACAGAUUCACAUUAUCAAUCAUUUAUAUAUCAAAUUUUAUGUGGAUUAAAAUAUAUCCACCUGGCAGACGUAUUACAUAGAGAUUUAAAACCUGGUAAUUUAUUAGUAAAUGCUGAUUGUGAAUUAAAAAUCUGUGAUUUUGGUUUAGCAAGAGGAUUUAGUGAAAAUCCAGAUGAAAAUAAUGGUUUUAUGACUGAAUAUGUGGCAACGAGAUGGUAUAGAGCACCUGAAAUUAUGUUAAGUUUCACAAAUUAUACAAAAGCAAUAGAUAUCUGGUCAGUUGGUUGUAUAUUGGCAGAAUUAUUGGGUAGUAAACCAAUUUUUAGAGGUAAAGAUUAUGUUGAUCAAUUAAAUCAAAUUUUAAUGAUUUUGGGUACUCCACCAGAGGAAACAUUAACCAAAAUAGGUUCACAAAGAGCUCAAAAUUAUGUUCGAUCAUUGCCAUUUAUGCAAAAAAUAAAUUAUUCAGAAAUUUUCCCUCUGGCAAAUCCAUUAGCAUUAGAUUUAUUAGAAAGAAUGUUAACAUUAGAUCCUUAUAAAAGAAUAUCGGUAGAAGAUGCAUUAAAUCAUAAAUAUUUGGAGAUAUGGCAUGAUCCAAAAGAUGAACCAGAAUGUCAAAUUAAAUUUGAUUUUAAAAGUUUUGAAAAUUUUGAUGAAAUUGAUGAUAUGAAACAAUUAAUAAUAAAUGAGGUUAAAAAUUUUAGAGAAUUUGUAAGAAAACCAAUUGAAGAACAACAACAAAUACAGCUACAAUUACAAUUACAAAAAAAGGAGGAACAACAGGCAGAACAAUAUUAUCAAGAUGAUAUAUUGCAAACUAAUAUGACAAAUGAUUUGGAAAAAGAUUAUCCAAGACCACAAGAAUUAAAUGAUUUUGCUUACUUAGAACAAUCAAAUCCUGAAUAUUAUAGGUUAGAAGAAGAUUUAGUAUAUGGUUUAGAUGGAAAUAUACAUUUCAACUAA
Insectozyma verbasci is the source of this 1392-nucleotide messenger RNA. The record is from the annotation of a GenBank genome assembly. NCBI's taxonomy places the organism in Eukaryota, Fungi, Ascomycota, Pichiomycetes, Serinales, Debaryomycetaceae.